Lycium barbarum (goji berry) is the source of this 932-nucleotide messenger RNA. RefSeq names its product probable WRKY transcription factor 50. The transcript is spliced from 3 exons. NCBI's taxonomy places the organism in Eukaryota, Viridiplantae, Streptophyta, Magnoliopsida, Solanales, Solanaceae. The record is from RefSeq and is a predicted model, not a curated record. Gene Ontology annotation, molecular function: DNA-binding transcription factor activity; sequence-specific DNA binding. The coding region runs from base 86 to 754 and encodes 222 amino acids. Gene Ontology annotation, biological process: regulation of DNA-templated transcription.
UUAGUUAAAUAACCACAAUAUCAUUUUAUCAAGACACUCCAAAAGCCUUUCUUCUUGGCUUCUUCUUCAAAAAAAAAAUUAGACCAUGUUUGGCUCUUCCACUUUCCAAGAAACCAGCAAUAUCAGUUGUCAUCAAACUAUAAACCCUAAUUUUACUUUUCAUGAUCCUCUCAUCAACAUGAAUCAAGAUCAUGGCCACUACAAUAAGUAUCAAGAUUUUGAUCACACUUCAUUUCUUGAUCUGUUGGUUGAUGGUGAUCAAGAAUAUUCCAACUCAAAUAAUAGCUAUAAUGCUUCAUUUUAUUCGCAAAAUACUCCUUUCAUGCAGCAGGAAAUAAGCACAAGCACCUAUAGUGGAAACUCAUCAUCAACUAGUUCAUUUGAUGCCACACCAACAAAUAUUCACAUGAAUGAAAAUUCAAGCAUGGGGAUGGAGAAAGAAAAGAAGGCUGGAAAAUAUGCUAUUGCUUUUAGAACAAAGACUGAGCUUGAGAUCUUGGAUGAUGGAUACAAAUGGAGGAAAUAUGGGAAAAAGAAGGUGAAAAGCAACACAUAUCUAAGAAAUUACUACAAGUGUUCAAGUGGAGAUUGCAAAGUAAAGAAGAAGGUAGAAAGAGAUGGAACUGAUUCUAGAUAUUUGAUAACCACAUAUGAAGGGCAACACAAUCAUGAACGCCCCUUUGUUAUUUACUGCCAUGAAAUGCCAACAGCCAGUCUUUCCAACGAGUGGAGUUUGCAAGCAACGUCUUCUUGAGGGAACUGUCAAGACUUUAUUAAUUUCAUAAUUAAGACACAUUGUAUGUCGAUUCCUUUAUGUAUAAUUAUAGGAAGAAAAAAUAUGUGUUUUUAUCGCUUUCUCGUGGUACAUAUUCAUGUGAAAUAUAAUAUGCAAAUAGUGUUAUUACUUAAUUGAUGAUAACUUUUGUUGUUAA